Molecule: messenger RNA, 2181 nt
Organism: Manis javanica (Malayan pangolin)
Lineage: Eukaryota; Metazoa; Chordata; Mammalia; Pholidota; Manidae
Source: RefSeq, a predicted model, not a curated record
AGCCGGCGCGGGUCACGUGAGCGGAAGAUGGCGGCCCCGGCAGGCGGCGGCGGCCCCGCGGUGUCGGUGCUGGCCCCUAAUGGGCGGCGCCACACGGUGAAGGUGACCCCGAGCACCGUGCUGCUGCAGGUGACAGUGUGCCAGCAAGUGUCUGCAGGGAGGAGCCCCCAGGGUGGGGUGCAGGGGCCGUGAGCCCCCGAGGAGCUCAGCCUGCCUCCCGGGCGCCACAGGACCCUCAGGGAGAGGAGGGUUCUGGAGGAAACGUGCCGGCGACAAGACUUCAACCCCAGUGAAUAUGACCUGAAGUUUCAGAGGAACGUGCUUGACCUCUCUCUCCAAUGGAGGUUUGCCAACCUACCCAACAAUGCCAAGCUGGAGAUGGUGCCCAUCUCCCGGAGCCGUGAGGGGCCUGAGAACAUGUAUCUUUCAGGUCCUAGAGAUGUAGCGGACAGCAGCAGUGUCACUGCGGACAGACACACAGACCCAGUGGCUGCAGUGACAGUUGCCGCUCCUGUGUGCCCCUGCCAGGCCCUUUGCUUAGUCCGCGUUGCUCUGCAGCUCGAGGAUGGCUCAAGGUUGCAAGAUGCUUUCUGUUCGGGCCAGACGCUCUGGGAGCUUCUCUGCCAUUUUGCACAGACCAGGGAGUUCCUGGAGCAGCCGUGCGAGGCGAGCCCAGUCUGCGUGUACAUGAGGGCUGAGGUGACAGGCAGAGCCGCCUUGCAGGGCACGACACUGCAGUCACUGGGCCUCACUGGGGGCAGCGCCAUCAUCAGGUUUGCCAUGAGGCGAUGUGACUCUGCUGGCAAGCAGGAGCCUGGGGUCCCCCGGAUGAAAACCCCGGGCGACCCAAUGGCCUCAGUGUCAGCUGACCAGGCAACCAGCAGCCCCCUGUUGCUGCUGGACCCAGCGGGGCUCCACCAGGGUGAUGUGAGCCACCAGGACGAGGUGGGCACCUCGGGGACCAGCUGUGCGGAUGGCCAGGCCCCAAAGCUGGUGAACACCCAGACGAAGCCGAUCUCCAAGGAGCCUGCCCCAGCCUCCUUUGUUCCUUUCUCGGGUGGGGGACAGCGCCUGGGGGGGCCCUCUGGGUCUGCGAGGUCUCUGAUGUCACCUUCAGCCAAAUUGCCCAAGACCUUCUCCAGCCCCGGAGGCCCCUCGAAGCCGAAGAAGUCGAGGCCUGGCCAGGAGCUGGAGCGGGAGCAGGAGCUGGCAGCUCCAUGGGCCCCGUGGGGGCACCCCCCAUGGAGACAGGAAGUGAGCAUGGGAGCUGCUGGGGGCGGCUGGCCUGUGGAGCUGCCACUGACCUUCCCAACCCCUGGCAGUGAGGGGAAUGUGGGGCCCGCCGAGCUGAGACCCCAGGGCCAUGUCUUGCUGCCGGUUGCCCGAGACCCUGUGGUGUGCCACCCUGACCUAGAAGAGGGGCUCCAGGCCUGGCCUGCAGAUCUGCCUGACGAGUUCUUUGAACUGACUGUGGAUGAUGUGAGAAGACGCCUGGCCCAGCUCAGGAGUGAGCGGAAGUGCCUGGAGGAAGCCCCCUUAGUGACCAAGGCCUUCAGGGAGGCUCAGAUGAAGGAGAAGCUGGAGCGAUACCCCAAGGUGGUCCUGAGGGUCCUGUUCCCUGACCGCUACAUACUACAGGGCUUCUUCCGCCCCAGUGAGACAGUGGGGGAUCUGCGGGACUUCGUACGGAGCCACCUCGGGAACCCUGGGCUGCCGUUCCACCUGUUCGUUGCUCCUCCUAAAGCCAUCCUGGAUGACCAAGCACUGACCCUCUUUCAGGCAGGCCUCUUCCCUGCUGCCCUUGUGCACUUCGGAGCUGAGGAGCCGGCAGGCCUCUACCUGGAGCCCGGGCUGCUAGCACACACGGUCUCCCCAUCCGAGGCUGACAUGCUUGUGGCCAGGUGCAUGUCCAGGGCUGCUGGGACCCCACCCCUGCUGCCAGCUCCUGACCCUGUGCCCCUUGAGUUGGAGCCACCUACUGAGGAGGGGGCAGUGGGGUCCCCUGAGCCCAGCCCUGGGGUGGCGCAGCCCGUGAGGAGGGAUCUAGGCAAGGUGCCCAAGUGGCUGAAGCUGCCAGCAGCCGGCAAGAGGUGAGUGCCGCCAGCCUGGAGGUGCCCACUUUGUCGGCCACAAGACGCCUCCCGACCGUGAGUGCGAAUAAAGGCGUGAGCUUCUGGAGAC